Fomitopsis serialis is the source of this 1464-nucleotide messenger RNA. Its product is annotated as putative serine dehydratase domain-containing protein. Gene Ontology annotation, biological process: D-serine catabolic process. Bases 32 to 1348 code for a protein of 438 amino acids. NCBI's taxonomy places the organism in Eukaryota, Fungi, Basidiomycota, Agaricomycetes, Polyporales, Fomitopsidaceae. Gene Ontology annotation, molecular function: D-serine ammonia-lyase activity. The record is from RefSeq and is a predicted model, not a curated record. The transcript is spliced from 5 exons.
GCUGUACUGUGCACCGAGUACCACCCCAGCCAUGAGCGCAAACGUACUGCAGACGACGACGCCGUUCGAUUUCAUCGGAGGCCCAGACAAAGAGAAGCUCGUUGCCGAGUUCAAGGGAAAGCCUCUCAAUGCGCUCAGAACUCCCGCUCUGGUCGUGGACCGCGCGGUCUUCAAGAAGAAUUGCGAGCUGAUGCACGAGAACGCAAAGCAAUGGGGCGACGUGUUCAGAGCGCAUGUGAAAUCGCACAAGACAGCGGAGGGGACGCGGAUGCAGUUGGUUAGCAGUGUGGACAAGACGGACGCGAUCGUCGUGUCCACCCUUAUGGAAGCCUACGGUGUGGUGAGAGCAGGGUUGGUCGCCGACGGGACCGUCAAAGACAUCCUGUACGGACUGCCGGUGGGUUUGAACAAAGUACAGGACCUCUCGUCGCUGUGGGACGAGAUAGCACCAUUCGACGCAGUCAUCCGUUUGUUGGUCGACCAUCCAGAGCAAGUCAAGUUUCUAGAGGCGUUCGAGCAAACCAGAGCGCAACCCCGGCAAUGGUCUGUGUUCAUUAAAGUUGACUGCGGUUCCAAACGUGCGGGUCUGCAAGCCAACACACCAGUCUUCCAGGAGCUGCUGCAAGCCGUAUUCUCCUCCCCUGCAGUCUCUGUGCACGGUUUCUACACCCACGGGUCGUCAUCUUAUGCGUCGACGUCAGUGUCCGAGGCGUCGUCCUACUUGACCAUUGAACUCGAGGCAGUAAACACGGCGGCCGGCGUUGCGCUGGAGUUUCUAAAGAGCCAUCCGGAGUUGACAGGCCCAUCGAAGCCGUUCGUCAUCGCGGCGGGGUCCACACCGUCCGCCCACGUCGCGACAGCAGAGGCCAGAGCACAAAUCAAGGCUCACCUAUAUGGCAUACUCGAGAUACACGCGGGGAACUACCCGCUCCUCGACUUGCAACAGGUGAACACCAGCCUAGUCGACCACAGGCGCGUCGCCCAACGCGUCCUCACGACGGUCGUCUCGUAUUACCCUGGGCGAGGCAAGGACGGCACAGACGAAGCCCUCUGCGAUGCAGGCGCAAUCGCCAUGAGCAAGGACAGUGGGCGUAAGCCUGGUUUCGGGGAGGUACUCGGAAAGCCGUGGAGUCUAGGGCGUAUUUCGCAAGAGCAUGGCGUCCUAACGCAGACAGGCGCGGCAGAGAGGGAGGAAGAUAAGGUGAAAGUAGGCGACAUCGUCGAGAUUGUCGGGCAGCAUGCGUGUUUGAUACUGGCGGCGUACCCGUGGUACUAUGUGGUGGAUUCGGACACGGACAGUCAGGGCGAGGUCGUCGAGGACGUUUGGGUACCCUGGAAGGGCUGGUGAAGCAGACAUUAUGGUAGUGCCGUGGUAUGGUCAAUAUGUAGUUCAGUUGGUCUGGAAUUGAAGACAGCAAGCGUAUGCCUGUCGAAGGAGCUGUUGCAGACCGAGUCGUGCGCGCA